AAAUCCGAGCUUGCAAAGUGCGUCACAGUGAGGAUCUGCCGACGACCGACGGAGCUCAGCGACGACGCUCGUCUCCUCCACUUCUCCGCUUGCUCUGCUCAACUUGAGCCGACGCUUGCCGCAGCACCAUGGUGAAGAUCGCGUUCAACUCGGCCCUGGCGCAGAAAGCGCUGGGCAAAGAGGCGCCAGCCGCAGAGAAGGACCCUGAGCUGGGCUCUGCUCCGGCGGCCAACGAGGGCUCCACAGGUCGCUGCCUGCUCACCCUGCUGGGCAUCGCCUUCAUCCUCAGCGGGCUCAUCGUGGGGGGCGCCUGUCUCUAUCGAUACUUCACCCCAAAGAGGCUGUAUCACGGCGCGAUGCAGUUCAACGACGUGUCCGCCGCGGCAGGAGGGGAGAGCCAGCCGUACUACCUGCCACGGGUGGAGGAGGAGGUGGAAAUCUCUGACAACAUGGCUGUCAUCAGCGUGCCCCCUCCCCGCUUCAGAUCUGGAGACCCUGCGUACAUCCUCCACGACUUCAACAGGAAGCUGACGGCGUAUCUGGACCUGACUCUGCGGACCUGCUUUGUGAUCCCUCUGAACACCUCGGUGGUGCUCCCCCCUCAGGACCUGGUGGACCUCUUCUCACAGUUGAUGUCCGGCUCCUACCGCAGCUACCUGGUGCACGAGGACCUGGUGGUGACGGAGCGCAUCGACGAUAUCAAACCCCUGGGCUUCUACAUCCGCCGGCUGUGUGACGGAAAGGAGACGUACAGAAUGCAGCGUCGCGCCAGCCUGCCAGGUGGAGGCAUCCAGAAGCGCUCCGCAGACGAAUGUUUCACCAUCCACCACUUUGAGAACAAGUUUGUGACGGAGACCCGGAUCUGCAAGGCUUGAUGGGAAACUGAGCGUAGGUCAGAGAGAGAGAGAGAGAGAGAGAGAGAGAGAGAGAGAGAGAGAGAGAGCGUGAUAGAGAGAGCAAUAGUGACAGAGAGUUGAUGUGAGUGGGCACAGGAGGAAACAACUUUGAGUAGAAGUAGAAAGUUACUUUUGUACAAAACUCUUAAUUCCACUGUUUUGCCUCCCCCCUGCUUUAACCCCCAGUGAUAAGUGAAUUUAAAUGACAGUGUUACGGCCUAACCCCUCCCUCCCUCUUCUGCUAUAGUCCACUACAUAAGUUCAUAGCCUUUAUACUCAAGUAUUCACUAUCUAGUCUUGUACUGAUAACCUGCAUCAGCCUGCUAAUUCAGGAUGUAACUAAGUUUAAUUUGUUAUGUUGUUGUUUUUUUUCGUCAUUCUUUUGCUGUAGCUUUCUGCAGACUAGUCUUAUCGUUGUUACCGUGUCACGGCAUCUAGUCACCUCCGCACGAGAGUCGCAACUCAUUCGACUUCGAAUUCCAGUGAUAAUGAGAAGCCAUUUGUCUCAGACCCGUGUGUGUGUGUGUGUGUGUGUGUGUCAGCCCACUGUUCCCACUCUCCAUGGGCUUUAUAGAGCAGCCCCUCGACAAGAUGUACUACAUGUUCUAGUGUGAUAUAGCACAAGUCAACCUGCGGAGAUAUGGUAUAGUUCAGUUACAGAGCACAUGUAACAUGUCUGUCGUCCCUUUACGGAUUGUACGAGAGAUGCACAAGCCCCAGAGCUCUCGGUCAACACUUUGCAGAUAUUACCCAGAGUACCUGCUGCUCCCAGAGGCCCCAAAGGCCCUGGAUGUCCCAGUGUGUGAUGAUUUAAUGUAGCCCUGAUGGUGACCAGUGUACGUGUUUGUGUAAAAACCCUCAUUUUUUCAACACAGAACUUGAAGGAAUGGUUGACGAGCUGAAGGAGUGUAUAAGCUGAAGGGAAAUUUCACAAAAAUUCGACAUUCUUUCAACUUCUUAUUUAUAGAUUUGGUGUCCCACAACAUGGGAUCAAAACUGUCACAGGAACAAGAUCUGUGCUAAAAUAUAUUUAUUUGAUUUUGAAAGAAAUAAAGAAUAAAGUCAUUUUCAUUGGUUUCCCACACAAUGUCUGCACAGAAAGACAAUCAGACAGGAACUGUGCUUGUAAAAAAUGUUUCUGUCUCAGCUUUUUAACUGAAUACGCAAAAAUGAGAUAAAAACCAAUGUUGUGUGCAGCUACUGAACUGAACUACACUUUGUUGUUGAAUAAAGUUGCAUAUUUCUUUACCUA
Scophthalmus maximus (turbot) is the source of this 2148-nucleotide messenger RNA. RefSeq names its product integral membrane protein 2A-like. Gene Ontology annotation, biological process: negative regulation of amyloid precursor protein biosynthetic process. The record is from RefSeq and is a predicted model, not a curated record. Gene Ontology annotation, molecular function: amyloid-beta binding. Lineage: Eukaryota; Metazoa; Chordata; Actinopteri; Pleuronectiformes; Scophthalmidae. Bases 129 to 875 code for a protein of 248 amino acids. Gene Ontology annotation, cellular component: plasma membrane; Golgi apparatus; extracellular exosome. The transcript has 6 exons.